Molecule: messenger RNA, 4156 nt
Organism: Colletes gigas
Lineage: Eukaryota; Metazoa; Arthropoda; Insecta; Hymenoptera; Colletidae
Product: integrin beta-PS-like
Exons: 15
Coding region: 500-2953 (817 amino acids)
Biological process (GO): cell migration; cell-matrix adhesion; integrin-mediated signaling pathway
Cellular component (GO): focal adhesion; integrin complex; cell surface
Molecular function (GO): integrin binding
Source: RefSeq, a predicted model, not a curated record
UAAAUUCAUAAAUAAAUAAUUAACUUGAAACACGUAUUAACGAAAACAAAAUAAUAUUUAUCUGGCUAAUCGUUGCUCCUGCGUCCUUGUAAGCGUGAAACGCGACAAGAAGCUAAUUAAUGACGUGUCCGAGGUCUUAUCAAAGACUCGUUUCCGCAAAUUGUCAGCAUUCAGUCAUGCAGCAUUUCUUUUGGUGCAUCGGUCUCGCAGAAAAAAAAUCAAAAAACCGCAAUAAUAAAAAUGAAAACAUAGCGUUUCUCGUUAUGGAAACUGUCGAACGAGUUUCUAGGGUGAAAAUAACGAACGUUUAAAAAUUUAUUUCAGAUCCUCCGUCGAAUGAUCGUUCUCGAUGAUUGAAAAAUCGGUUUUAACGUGACGAAUCGUUACUUAAUGACGCACCGUGUCGUUUUAUCGCUCAGCCGUUUCCGCGGAAUGCCGCAAUAUCCUUUCGAGUCGUCAGAAUAAAAGUAAAUCGUGAUCCAGUGUAAGGUUAAUAAUAAUGGCACGCUGGACGUUUCUUCUCCUUUGGUUUCGACUGUUUUCGAUCGUGUUUUCCGAGUACAAGGAUUCGGAGAGUCUAUGCGCGUCUCAGCAGACUUGCAGAAGCUGCGUGCAAACACCGCGAUGCGUUUGGUGCUCCACAAAGUUGAGCGACGCGAACACCAACGCUGUGAUUCGUUGCGUGACGAGAAAACAAUAUCUGAAGGAGGGUGAUCGAUGGUGUCCACAUAUCGACGUGGUGGACGACGCAAACUCGAUGAAAGUGAUCGAGAACCGAACGUUGUCCUCAAAGAAAGGCACCAACCCUGUUCAAGUUCAGCCUCAAAAAAUCAGCCUGAAACUUCGUCGAGGAAAGUGCGAAGAAUACCGGGUGACCGUGAAGUACAGUCAAGCGGACGACUAUCCCGUAGAUUUGUAUUAUCUUAUGGACUUGUCGUUCUCCAUGAUGGAACACAGGAACCGAUUGUCGGAAUUGGGAUUCAAAUUGGCGGAGGCUAUGAGGAAACUCACCUCGAAUUUUCGUCUAGGAUUCGGUAGUUUCGUCGACAAAGUUGUGAUGCCUAUGACCAACGUGCAACCAGAAAAGUUGAAACAACCGUGCGCUGCUCUCAAUAAAGUAUGCGCUCCUUCUUACGGUUACCAGCACCAGAUGUCGCUCAACGAAGACAUCGCUCUGUUCAAAACUCGCGUAAAACAGGCGCCCAUAUCCGCAAACGUAGAUACACCGGAAGGUGGUUUCGACGCCAUGAUGCAGGCUAUAGUGUGCACCAAGGAAAUCGGUUGGCGACAGAACGCACGACGCCUCAUUGUCUUCUCGACAGACGCCGUGUCGCACUUGGCUGGGGACGGUAGACUCGCAGGGAUCCUCGAACCCAACGAUUGCCUUUGCCACUUGGACGAGAAAGGAUUUUACUCGUAUUCUCUUCUGCAAGAUUACCCCUCCAUUGCUCAAAUUAACAAUAUGGCGCGCGAAAACAACAUGAACAUCAUCUUCGCGAUUGUCAAGGGCGCGGAGGAAGCGUAUCAGCAGCUCAGUGGAAGCAUCAGCGGUUCCUCCAUCGGGACACUCGACGACGAUUCGAAGAACAUAGUCACUCUCAUCAGUGGCGAGUACGAGAAACUGGUGCAGUCCGUGACGAUGCUGGACAACGCGACGAAGAUGGUUGAUGUGAAGUACUUCUCCAGAUGCUUGGAGAACAAUGGGGAAUUGAAGGAGAGACGAGAAUGCGGAGGAUUGCGCGUCGGGAACGUCGUCGAGUUCGAAGUAGCGUUGAAGGCGCUCGAUUGUCCAGAGGAUCCCGACGAGUGGCGACAAACCAUAGAGAUAAAACCUGGGGGCAUAAAGGAGAGCCUGACGAUCGACCUGAGCAUCGUUUGCGAUUGUUCUUGCGACAGGCCAGGACAAUCGGGAAACGAGCCUAAUUCCAAGUAUUGCAAUGGCCACAGCGACCUGGUUUGCGGUGUGUGCUCCUGCCAGGACGGUUUCUAUGGGAAGCAAUGCGAGUGCAAGGGAAACGACUUUGGGGCCAGGAACGAGAUCGACAUGGCGGAAUGCAAACCCAACAACGAGACCAAUGAAAUUUGUAAUGGUCGUGGAGUCUGUAAAUGUGGCAUGUGCGAUUGCGACAAGCGAUCAAAUCCUCAGGAGAUCUUCUAUGGGAAGUACUGCGAGUGCAAUAAUUUCUCCUGCAAACGCAGCGAUGGACUGAUUUGCGGCGGGCGAGGGAAGUGCGAAUGCGGUACUUGCAAUUGCUUUCCAGGAUGGGGCGGCGAGACUUGCGAUUGCAAAGAGACGAACAGCACAUGCAUACAGAGCAACAGCGAGCACGGGGAUAUUUGCAAUGGACGCGGUGACUGUGUCUGCGGUAGCUGCCACUGUCACGAGAAGGACAACGUGCGAUACUCUGGCCAAUACUGCGAGGAAUGCACCACCUGUCCUGGACAAUGGUGCGAGAAACUGAAAGAUUGCGUGGAAUGUGUGGCUCAUAAUACUGGCCCAUUGGCCAAAAAUGAAAGAUGCAACGAGUGUCCACACCAAAUUGAUAUUGUCGACGCCAUCACAGAUAAUCCACUCGAAGAUCAGAAGAGUGAAGCUCACAUUUGUCGGACAAACGGCGAAGAAGGCUGUAUAUUCAUUUUCAAGUACCAAUAUUACAGAGACAGUACAGGAGGUGAAAAGAUUUUUAAAAUUCUCGCUGAGAAGGGGAAAACGUGUCCCACGCCAAUCAAUGUCGUCGGUAUCGCUGCCGGGUUGAUGGUGAGUACAGUGAUUUUGGGUUUCCUGAUUCUUCUCAUUUGGAAGAUAUGGACGACCAUUUACGACAGACGCGAGUACGCGAAGUUUGAGCAGGAACGAGCCUUGGCCAAAUGGCAUCGUGACGACAAUCCGCUCUACAAGCAGGCCACGUCGACCUUCAAAAAUCCAAUGUACGACGAGGUUGCUCAUAAUUAGGCGAAGAGGAUCGUGCAAUAAGAAGAUUCGAGGGAAUAGAAUUUCGCUGCAUCGACAGGCACGCGACCCAACAGGUAGCGCCACGGUAAACGCUCGAAGCGAAUCAACGUGGACGCCAUGUUAGUUAAUUGCUGGUGCUGGUGAGAAGAGGAGGACCGGUCGACGAGAAACCUCUCAUUGUUCCUUUUCCUGCUUCCUCACUCGCCGUUAGUUAAACCACCGGUCUACCAGCCAUCCAAUUCAUUUUUUUUUUCUGCCAAUUUCCUACAAAACAUUUUUCUUACUUCGUAUCUGGAAAUUCCAUCCUUCAGCUCAUUGGGGAAAAUUGAAUAAAGUUGAUGGGAAUUUUCAUCGUGAUAAACGACGAACGAAUAAAUGCAAGUUAUAAUUACAUUACCGUCGUUCUCAGAGGCUGUUUAUCGAGUCAUGGUAAUGUUUUUUUUUUAUCACUUGCACUUGCACAAUGUACUGAUCUAUGAGAACGUUAACUCAGAGUUUGUCGAGUCAUCCGUAUAAUGCAUUAUUGGUUCUUUUACCGUCGAGGUUCCAGUUAUUAGCGUCGAUGGAAACGAGCGUUUCGAAAGAGCGUCGUAACGUUACAUAAAUUUAGAAAGGCGGUAAAUUUCUAUUUGCAAGCGUUGCUUCGAACGCUUAGGAGCGAAAAUUUCGAUCUCGAUCGGUGAGACUUCGAGGCUGCUUCGAGAAAUCGCACAAAAGAUCGAAAUCUCUCGAUCGACGGUAAAAGGAGAUUGCAUCGGCCAGGGAAAGUAAACAAGCUCGGAAACUGGAUUUAGCGCGAAGUUUCCGAUCGAAAUCUAGAUCGAUCAAUAUGCAUUACACAAAUUGUGCUGUGCGAACGGAAUAUUAAUAAUUCCUGGAAUGACUAGCUGCACAAAUUGCAGUACGAGUUUUGAAUAGUUUUGAAUAGUUUUUAAGAGUUUUAAAUAAAGAUAAUUUUUUUUCUGCGUUUUUUUAGUAGCGUAAAUUAAAUGUAGAUGGCGAGAGGAAUUUCUAGUAUAUUAUCUAGGGUUUAAUUUUGUGUACUUUUUGUCAUAUAUGUAUUUAGGGUCCCUAGGGUUGGAAGAGGAUGUGAUAUUCUUCAAUUUUGAUAUUAUUUAUUGUUUUAUGUAAUUUGUUUGUAUUCGUAUUGAUUUAACCUUCCUUUUUAUUAGGUCCAAUGAUCCUGUAUUUGUGUACAUCUUA